Molecule: messenger RNA, 1749 nt
Organism: Rattus rattus (black rat)
Lineage: Eukaryota; Metazoa; Chordata; Mammalia; Rodentia; Muridae
Gene: Erich6b
Product: glutamate rich 6B
Exons: 12
Coding region: 1-1749 (582 amino acids)
Source: RefSeq, a predicted model, not a curated record
AUGUCUGGUAAUUUGCCACCAGGACCCUCACGUCUUGACCCUCCUGAGGCUUCCCAGGACUCCAUCCUGACUCCUUCCUUAGUAGAGGAUGGCAAAUCACAAGAUGGGAGUUCACAGGAUGAUUCUCUGUCUGAGGAUGAGUCUACGGGGUCUAUGGAUGACUUAGAGCUUCUAGACCUUGAGGAUGAGGAAUUUCUGGAGGAGGAGGAGGAGUACCUGGAAGAGGAGUACCUGAAGGAGGAUGAGUUUUUGGAUAAGGAAACAUUAUUGCAAAGGGAAAAGUAUCUGCUUCAAGCAGCACAUGUGGAAGACACUGCACAUCUAAAAGACAAAAAGCUUCAGAAGCAUCUGGAAAAGGAAUUCAGGAUAGAAGACACAAUAUCAACCCCACUCGAUGUUAAUGCAAGGAGCCCACUUCAAAGUGCCUCUGAAGAAACACAUGUGACUUCUUCGUCCAGCUCAUCACACGAACUGAAGCUUUCCACAUCUUCUUACUACAGUUUCCCAGGAUAUUCUGUCUCCCUAAGAGAUCAGAGCAGUCAGACAGAAUGGGCCUACAAAAGCAAGUCGGGGCUAUCCUUAAAAUCCAAAACAAGACUGGAUCAAGACUCCUCCAUGGUAGUCAGUCAGAAAUCUGACGUGGAAGACAGCUUCCAGCAAGGGGCCUUUUGGGACUCAUUCAUGAAUGAACCUUUCGACAAGCAGGAAGAGGGAUCCUUUGAAUCUCUUCCCAGCAGCUGUGAGUCUGUGUUCAGGGAGAUACUCCGUGAGUUGGCAAUCCAGGGAGAACUGGAGGGUGACCUGGACAUACCACUGAGUAAGCUGCUGGAAGGUGAAAACAGGAAGAAGCUGGGAGCCUUGUUGAAGAAAAAUUUUGAAAAAUACAAAGAAACAAUUAUGUGGAUUAUGAAACAGCAUGAAGCUAGCCAGUCGACCCCAGAGACGGCCAUCACUAUUAAUUACCUAAUGUCUCUGCAACCGCCCGAGGAGCCUGAGGCGAAAAAAUCCACAAGCAGUUAUUCUCUCAUGAAGAAGUUGCACCUAGACCACAAAUGGGUACAGGCAAAAAUGAAGGUACAUCAAAGUGAUGGAAAAAUAACUGCCUACCACAGUGGAAAGAGCUUCCAUAUAUUUUUUCCUAAUGGCACAGGCCAGAUAUACUAUCCAUCAGGAAACCUGGCUCUGCUCAUCUUCUGCCAAGGAGUCGAAAAAUUUACCUAUAUUGUUCUAGAAGACUCCAUACGUAUGACGAUCCGAGGCCUUGUUACCAACUCUGGCCAUGCCACCUUCUACAAUGAGGAUGGAAGGAUCUGGUUGAGCAUGAGCAAACUCCUGGGCUAUUACUUCCCCAAAGACAAGUGGCAAAAGGCCUGGAACUGGUGGAACCUGUACCUACAUGUGCACGCACCCCCUUUUAUGUGCAUCACUUUGAAACUCAACGAGUACGUCCGUAUACAAAUACAGAGCCAGGACAAGGUCAUCUUCUGCUUCCUCGCCCCCAAACAGAGGCAGAUUUGUUUAAACAUGGGCGCCAAGUUCAAGCUUAUCAACUCAAAUAUUCAUGAAGCCUUAAUGAAGAGGGUGGUCCUGGAAACAGUACCCUACUCAACAUCAUGGAAGAUCCAAGUCCUUCUGGAAAAAAUAAGUAGGAGUCUGAGUUUACUGACACUGUCUGAUUUGGAAGACUUCAUAGUAGUGGUCAACAUGGUGUUCAAGGACCUCGGUGCGAAAUAUCAACUCUGGUCUUAG